Messenger RNA from Naegleria lovaniensis, 10053 nucleotides. RefSeq lists its product as uncharacterized. Gene Ontology annotation, biological process: small GTPase-mediated signal transduction; positive regulation of GTPase activity. NCBI's taxonomy places the organism in Eukaryota, Heterolobosea, Eutetramitea, Acrasida, Naegleriidae. The record is from RefSeq and is a predicted model, not a curated record. Bases 1 to 10053 code for a protein of 3350 amino acids. The transcript is spliced from 2 exons. Gene Ontology annotation, molecular function: guanyl-nucleotide exchange factor activity.
AUGAGUCAAUCACCCAACAAUAAUGAGAAAUCAUCAUCCAAGGGUAGCAAGAUCCAACUUCGUCUCAAGAGCUUCUUUUCCAAAGUAUCAUCUUCGUCAUCGAGCGGCGGAGGAUCUUCAUCCACACCAUCGUCAUCGGGAACCACUUCACCCAAUCGCUCACCAAGCUUGACGAACAUUCAUCAUGAUACCUCACCAAAAACAACACCAACAACAACAACUCAAACCCUACUCAAUUCUAACAUUUCCUCUGUGAAUAGCUCUCCAAAUAUUACCAUUACCAAUGUUGCAACUACACCAAACCAUUCGACGACCAAUCAUCUCGAUAUUCCCUUCCGUAAAAAUAGUUUGAGUAACAAUGAUGAUGGUGAUCUGAGCUCAGCAUCUUCCUCUACGGUCAAUACCUUUACCAAUAAUUCCUCCCUGACUCUGAUUCCAAAUCAGCAGCAAAUUCCUCUUCAUCCGUCCUUGUCAUCAUCCCCACCUAACUCGCCCUCUCCCAUUUCCAAGAGUCCAAUUCCCAAAACACCAACGCAAACACAUAAAAAUAAUGCAUCCUCUCCUCCUCGUGUCAUUGAUCCAUGCGUUUCGGAAGAGGCUCAUGAAGAGGAUGAUCAUCCUCUCACGCCAAUGAAAAAUACUAGUGGUGGUGGUAUUUUUGGAAAAAAGGUAGAUUAUGUAUUGGGAUCAUCUCCACAGAAAAGUACAGCUCAUGAAUUAUCAGCCGCCUUAUCAAUGAGUCGGACAGAAGUACCAACGUUGGACGAUGAAAGUCGGCAAAAAGGUGUAUUGAAUGAAGAGGAAGAGGAUGAGUUUUCAUUGGAACCACCUCCUCAUCCAAGAGGUUCCAAUGCAGCUCGAAAAACUUUUGAUUUUGCAUCAUCGGUUGGAUCUUCCCAGCCUUCUUCGAAUUUUGACAAGUAUGGAAGUUUAGGAAUGGUUGGCUUGGGAAGUAGUUUAGGAAGUUUACAAAGUAACAUUUUACAUCAUGGUUCAGAAGAUCAUUACUUACAUCAACAUCAUCAUCAACAUGAUCCAUCCUUUAGUACAACAGCCUCCUUUGACUCCACAAGGUCAACACCUCAAGUACAUAGUUUUCGAUUAGCUCAUCGUUUGACAUUGGACCCUAAUGCAAUGAGUCACUUCAAAGAUUCUCAUCAUUUAGACGCCUCAUUUUCAGAUGAUGCAAGUACACAAGAGGAAACUUCGUCGUCACCAACUCCUCUCAAUAUUGAAGAAAUUUUUCAGGUUCAAUCAUUGGAAAAUAACUCGACAAUUUCCAUGACUGGCUAUGCUGAAACUUUUCUUUCUUCAUUUGGAGAAUUUAUAUCGUCGAACGAGACAAAAUCGUCCACAACAUUUUCAGUUCAGGGAUUGCCCAACAUAUUCAUUCCAGUCAAUUAUUUAGAAACGAAUGGAAAUGAUCAAUCUCUUUACGGUUUUUCUCAACAAAAAGCUGCAAAAUCCCCUUUAUUAUCUCAUCUCUAUGAAAGCGAAGUUGCAGAAUUGCCACUUCAUGCAAGAAAAAUGAUUCGUGACAAAUUCGAAUCAAACUUCCAAGUACUAUUAUCCAAUUCUAAAAAACAAUUUCACCUCUCUAAGAGUACAAUGAAAAAGUUAUUCAUUCUCUCAUCCAAGAAACACAUUGUAGAGGAAAAUAAGUGGAGAAUGUUCGAAGAAACCUUAUUAUCAAGAGAUAUUCGCUAUCAUAAUGAUCCAAAAAGCAUCAUACCUUCGAGCACGCACUUGACAGACUAUAUUUUCCCAAAAGAAAAAGAGAGACCACGGAGCAGAUCCAAUUCUGGUAUUGCAACCUUGAAGCCUUACCAAAUAGAUGUUGAUAAGCAACGAGCUUUAUCGCCUCCUCCUUCAUUGUCUCCUCUGUCUCUCACACCCAUACCAAGCCCUUCACUGACCAAUGAACCAAUGUUUAGAAGAAAGGGUUCUGACACUUUUACAAAUUCUCCUACUGACGAUACACAUUCAAGUAAGGGAUCUGCUUAUGAUUCUAGCGAUUCUGACGAUGAAGAACGUGAAUAUAUUACAAACUUCAAUCCUGCACUGGCCCAUGAAAUUCCUCACGGAUUUCUCUCAACAAAAAUUGAAAAUUUAAAGGAAUUUCUGCGCGAAUCUAGCGACGAAAUUGGUGGUUCUCGAAAAAACGUGAACAGCAACGAGUACAAAACUUGGAAGAAGGAACAUUGCGUUCUAGAAUUUUUAACUGACGAAUUGCUGAAUACGCAAGAACUUAAAACAAAAAUGUUUCCCUUCUUGUUCAAUUCUAAUGAAUGUCUGAAAGAUGGCUCAACUGAUUUACUCUUACAAAGUUUUGAAGUCAUGAAGCCAGAUAUUGACAAUAGAGCGAAAUUGAUUAUUGAGAUUGAAAAAUUUAAACUUGAUUUUAUUGAGGAAUAUUUAAAUGGAGUUGCCCUGGAGCAAUUCUAUGGCGCUAUAACAUUGUAUGAAACAAAGCCUCCUGAUGGGUCGCAUACAUCUUUCGUAUCAGGAAUCAAGAGAUAUAGUGAGACAUUCACAUUUUCUUUGGCAUCAGGUGUGAAUAGCAAAAAAGCAUUGUUUUAUUUGAGUCCUCAAAAUCUUCCAAAUUAUGCUGGCCAAAAACCAAAAGAGAAGGUCUAUGUGCUGCUGCGACUUUUCAGAAACUUUAAAGGCAAUUACACAGAGUAUUUUGAUGAUCUUUAUGUGAAGGGGAAACAGGCUAUGAAACCAGGAGACAAGAUCAACAAUGUCAACGAAUUGAAAGAGAUGAAGGCAAUUCGAGCUGUAAAAUCAAGCUUUUUCGAAUCAUUGAAAGAUGUCUAUGCUCCAUUCGCUUGGUCUAUAAUGGAACUUGACUCUAUGCUUUCAUCAUUACCAGCACUGCAAUUCCCAAGUCUGUACGUGAAUUACGAAGGUCUAUCAAAUCAAUUUCUUGUGAAGAACAUUUAUAAUGUACCUGCUAAAUUAGUGGGUGAAGUGAGCGAUGAAAAGCUAUUUGAGGUUUAUUUUGCCAACAAUUUGAAUCAAUCCUCAAAUCUAGUAGAGCUUUCCACAACUGAAACUGGCUUUUCACAAAACUUAUCCUUGCUUUCAUCAAGCACAAACCAACCAGAGAAGACAGUUCUCAAUAGCUCCAAAGACAUUGUUAGGCAAUUGUCGAAAGUAAUACUUCGUACUGUACCAAGUCAAUUCUCAUUCAAAGUAUCGUUAAUACCGCCAAACAAAGUCAACCCUUUUACAAAAUCUCUCUAUGGAAAAGAAAAGCAAUAUCAAUAUGUGCAAAGAAAAUACCUUCCAGAGAACAACUUGUUGGUGCUUCAAAAAGAGCCAACAACUGCCGAGCAUGUCACUGAUAAGAAAUCGAAACGACAACAAAAAGAUAUUGAUAUCAAAGACCCUUUACAGACAGAUCUUCCUGUGACAGAAAUGGAACAAUUUUAUUCCUCCAAUACCAUGCCAGAAACCACUUUCAGACAUUUCAAUUUACGUAAUGAUCUUUUCAUAUAUCCUCAAAGUGGUUCAUUUUCUAAAUUUUCUGCCAAACAUGAUAACGUGCAUCUUACAGUCUCGCUCUAUGAUAAUGAUACCAACUUCUCACUAAACACGAUGGAGCAAAGAAGCAGAAACAUAUUUUCCAAAGCAUUUUCUGGGGAUAAUCCAAGUACUCGUACAAAUGAGGGAGAAUGUGUCUCGGUUUCUUUAAAGGCAGAGAAGCCUGAGUUUAGUGGUGAGAUUAAAUGUGCUGUACCCUGCUAUUAUCCUUCUGACGGUGAAGAUAGUCGACAACAUUUAGUGUUCAAAUUUUACAAUGUGCAACACAAGGAAUCUGUUCAACAGGGAAAGAAAGGCGAUACAGACACAAAUACGGUACAGUCAAAAACACUCUUUGGAGUUGCCUUUUUGAAAAUCUACAAAAAAGUAACAACUACAAUCGACAAGAGGAAGGUUAUUCUAAAAGAUUUAAUCAAUGGAGAUUUUGAAUUGCAGGUGUUCAAUGUUUUGCACAUUCCAAACUCCAAUUACUUAAGACUCUGUGAUGAAGUAAUAGAUCCUUCUCUGUCACAUAUCAAGUCCUCAGGAACUUUAAAAGUACGAAUUAUGCCGUACAGUUUUAUUUUCCCAAAUAUUGCUCUCUCAUUUCCAUAUACCACCUCUAAUGUGAUUAAUUUAUUCUUGUUAAAAUUUUUCAGAUUGAUUAAUAAUCAAAGUAAUUGCAAUGGCGCAAUUCCACCACUAGAAGAAAUAUCUGAUGCAUACAAAACACUGGUUCAAACAUAUGAGUAUGAGAAGCAAGUCGUGUUAAAUACCAUAUGGUUUGAAAUGCACAAUUUAUAUCUGCCCAUGAUUAUUAACACAUGUUUGGAGUGGAUUAUUGACUCGUUCGAUCAGAACAAGCAUUACUCUGCAGAGCUAUGGAAGAUUAUUUUAUUCUUUAUUGAGAAGUAUAAUCAACACUCGGCCUACACAGCAACAGUGCUUAAUAUUUUCCAGAAAUACCAUUUCAGACUCUAUGCAGAAAAGGAGAAAAAUGUUGUCACCAAAUUGUUACUUUCAUUUGUUGAGUCUAUCAGAAUUGAGAACACCAGACUCGGUACAAAAGGCAACAUUUUUGAAGAGUUAUUUAUAAGGAACAACCAAAUCUUGUUUGGGCUUUUUUUGAAAGCCAUCAUUUGUUCCAUGAUCGAAACGCCUGUACCAAAUUCAGCAUUGGAAAGUAAUUUUGACAAUUCUCACCUAUUAUCCAAAACAAUGAUGUCUGCUAUUGAACAGUUCACCGUGAUGGUUCUUGAAGUUACCGAAAAGUUGGCAUACGCAAAGACUGAAAAGCAUGGUACUCUUAGAAUAUUUUUAAAGAACUUUUCAACUUUCUAUGCUCACUUGGUUUCAAUAUUUGGCUCAGAUAUUGGUAGCUCCAAAGUGAAAUCAACACCUUUGGCUGGAGAGCACAGCAUGUACAAGCUAUUUGCAAAGCAAGAUAUUUUACAAUUCUUUUUACGUUUUGUUGAAUCAAUCGGUUAUUUCCCAUCACUUUUCAAGGUCAAGAACAAUGAAACCGUGACACCUUCUGCAGAUAACAAACGAUCAAGAGAAAUGUCUAAUUUGGCUGCAGAGGUUCAACUCAUAAUGCUGAGCGAAUUAUUACUUCAUUUUCCAGCAUAUGAACUUUCAUUACCACCUUCUAUUCCAUUUAUUGAAUCAAUCAUUUUACGUGACAACUUCCAAAGUAUUCAAAAUUUCAGGGAUAUUCACCACUUUGUUUUUUCAUCAUUUGCCGAGUACUUUAUCCGAUGUGUUUAUUUGAACGAAGAUAAGGAACAGCGAACUAAAGCGAUUUUAUUGUUCAAGGAGUAUGUUGAGAAAGUUAGUAGAGAGUGCACCACAAUGCAGCAUUCAGAGGAACCCAGUCAUCCAAUUACAGAUCCUCAAAAACUUUCCGAGUUACGUCUUCGAAUUUUCACUUCUCAAUUUUUAUUAGAGCUAUUUGCGAAACACAUGAUUGAUCUAUUACCAGAAUGGAAGAAAAAUGCUGAUUCCAACCAGAAGAAGAUAACACUCGCUAUUGAGGAGUUAAAAAGAAAGAUUGCUCAAGUGGAAAGAGACAAACUCAGUAUUGCAGAGUCUGCUAAACAAGGCUAUAAAUCCAAGAAAGAACCAGAGAAAAAGCUUCCUCAUCUCGAGGUUCAAUUAACGACUCUCAAACAGCUAUUAGCAGCAAAAGAAAAACAAUUACUUGAAGAGUUUGAAGCAACUAAAACUGAAAAACGCAUGCUUCUCUCCAUAUUCAUCCAAACGAUCACAAAUUGCGAUGAGAAAAUACUGAGAGCUCUAUGGAAAAUGAAUCAUGAAGAGACUGACUACAACACAGAUAAUACCAUUCAUUUUAGCUCUAAAUUAUUAAUGGCAUUUCAAAUGUGUUUGCAAAGCUUUGAGUACAGUGGAUACACACCCUUGUAUCAUUUUUAUGAGAGAGUUUUUGUCAAGCAAACGACAACAAGCGGCCAAUCUUCUUCCAAUACUGGAAACGUUGCCAAGCAAACAAAUCCAACCUCAGCAGCCCAUAGUAGUUCAGGAAGCAUUUGGAAAGCCAGUUUAACACGGUCGCAGUCCAAAAAUUCGACCAAAACCAGCCUGGACGGUCAAGGAAGCGAAAUUCAAGUUGAUGACUCUCUUCCCAAGUCCAAUUCCGCUAAUUCGUUAGUGACACAUGUUUCCAAGACAGAUUUCAUUGAACGAAAAAUUAAUAUGGAACGACACAUCUCACACGAAACAGGAACAAUAAUUUUCCAAAUGUUUUUAAAGUUUAUGGAAGACAAUUGUAGUUAUAUCGAGAAUGCACUGCCAAAGGGGAAUAUUGAUCCAAAACGUUUACCUCCUCUCAUUGAGAACAUUGUAAGAACAGUGCUCAAUUUGUUACGAUCCAACCUCAGCGAGACUCUCACUGUUUCAGUACUCAUGUACAUGAGACAUGCACUUUGUCAAUAUCCAUUUACUGCUGUUUUCUAUCAUCCACAAUCCGAGUACGGUCUUCUUGUUGCAGAGGAACUGCUUAGAUUGAGUCACUCCAAAUUGGGAUCAAUUCGAAAGCAUGCAGCUGCUUGUUUUUAUUUGUGGAUACGUUUUUGUUUUGAGGAAAACAAGGGCAUGACAGUUCCUCAAAUUAUGACAACUCUCGCUCUUUCCAGAAGACUCCAAACAUAUACCAAUAUUAACAGCUUACAAAACAUUUUGAACAAUGAUACACUCGAUUCAUUCGACGAUUCACAAGUUUCAGAUGCACUUCGUUUCAUUGAAGAAUGUAUCAAAAUGUUGCCUUACUUUGCAUUGAAAGAUGAGGCCGCACCUGGAUCCAAAUUCUUCAAAAUACGAAACAAGUAUGGAAAACUGAAAGGUCAAGACGAUUUGGAAAAUCCAAAUCUUCCACUCGAUAAAAUUGGAACGGAUAAAAAACAAGAGCAUCAACAGGCAUCCACCUCCAUCAUGGAUGCGUCGAAACCAAAAGGAGAGAGGUUUCACAAUGCAAUGGUAUUCUUCAAAAAGAUUGAAACCAAAGCAGAUCAGAAGAAACAUGGACAAAAAGUUCUCGAAGUGUAUGAACACUUUCAUGAAUUACUUGCUGAACUAUCUAGAAAGUUAUUAAAUCUAGUUCAGGACACUGUGGCUAUUCGAGCCACAAUGAUCAAAAGAAAACAAAGUUCUGUUGAGGAAAGUUUUACCUAUGAUCCAUUCAAAACUGAAGAAUUACUUUACAGAAUCUCUGAGAAUUACUCCAAGCUUCCUGAACUUAGAUUAGCUUGGCUUGAACAAUUGGCUUCCUAUCACAAAGGACUAAACCAAUAUGAAGAGUCUGCACAUUGCUAUUUGAGAAUUUUAUCACUUGUCUUUGAUUAUUUAGAUCAUGCCAAUCAAAGGUUCAAUGCAAAGAAUGAUGUUUCGUUGUUGGAUAUUUUACCUCUUUCACAAUUUUAUGGUAUUUCUCCAAUGUUGAAUGAAUUUAAAUCGAACCAAACAGGUUUUCAGACUCAAACAUUACUUGGAGGAGCCAAUACUCAGUUAGAUUACAUGUCUGAUCACUCCAUUGUCAAAUAUAUUCUGAGAGCUAUUGAUUGUUUGGAGUUGUCCGAGUGCUACGAACAUUGCAUUUUGUUGUACAAGAUGCUAAUCCCAAUAUUCGAGUCCAAAUAUGCAAACUAUGCUCAACUUCAUGCAAUUUAUGAGCGACUUACUCAACUCUACAAGAAAUGUGCCUCCUUCCAAGCCUCUACCAAUGCUGGAAACACAACCUCAUCGGUUCCAAGCUCUCCAAGAAACAACAGUACCUCUGAAUCGAAUGAUGCUUCGAGCUUACUUGCAAGACUGUCCUCAUUCUCCUCUUUGAAUUCUUUGACAAUGAAAGUGGACUCAUCAGAGACAGACACGAGAGUUUAUAGCUUUUAUUACCGUGUGAAAUUUAUUGGAAGAGCAUUUGGAGAGCUUAAUGGACAAGUAUUCAUUUACAAAAUGCCAAAAUUAUUCAAGCUUUAUAAAAUGAAGAACAAGAUGAUUGAGAUUUAUGGCAAGGAUAUUGAGGUGGUUUCAAAGGAAGAAGAAGGAGUUACCAAUGAAUCUGAAGAUGAUUUAUCCUCCAUAUCCGUAGAAAAUAAGAAAAUCAUUCAAAUUAACCAUGUGAAACCCUUCUUACCAACAGUCGACCAAAUGAAAGUUCUCAAGAGAAAAUUCGAUGAUCUGAACCGAAUCAAUAGUUCAUCAUUCGGAGUGAACAGUGCGCCAAGCUGGAGAGGAGGACUGGAACGAAAAGCAAUUGGCAAGAAACCCAUGCAUACCUCAAGCGCUUCCAAACUUCCAACCAUGAUUAGUGACAGCUUGAGUCCAAGAUCUCGGUCGAGCUCCAAUCCAAAGCUAGAGCUAACUCUACUAAAUUUCAGCGAUCCAUCCAGAAGACCCACCAUUUCUCCAAUGACGCCAACUUCACCCACUACUAAUGGUUCUCCAUCGGAUCGAGCAUUGUCUCCUUCAAAGGUCACCAUUCCUAAACUAAAUUUAUCCAAGUCCUCAUCGUCAUCUGAAGCUCCUACCUCUUCAACCAGUGGUGGUAUGAACAGCAGUGUAUCGAAUAGCAAUGCAUUCCAAGAGUUGGAGAGAUUUCUCUAUGAUAGAACUCUGUCCUUGACAUUUUUCAUUCCUCGAGAGACAGAAUUUGAACGUAACAUGAAUAUCAAUCAAUUUUUCUAUGAAUAUUCUGUAAGCAAAUCGAAAAAUGCCGACAUUACACAAACAGAAAAGAAGAAGAUUGUCAUCACAACUGAAGAAUAUUUCCCCAAUGUCACUACCAGAGUUCCAGUUGUAGAAGAAAAAGUUUUCACACUCUCCCCAAUUGAAAAUUCUAUUGAAAUGAUUGAUACUCAGGUGAAGAAAUUAGAAGGAGCUAUGAAUUUAAUUCUUUCAGGAGCUGUUGGAGAUGUCUCACACUAUUCUGUGUUGGCAAAUUUAUUUAAUCAUUCAGUGGUGAAUACAUCAUCCUCCUCGACUUCAGGUGGAGGCCUAAAUAAUAAUAAUUCUUCGAUGACCAAUCUUACAAGCUCCAUACCCACACAGCACAAACGUCGAUCCACCGUUGGUACCAACAUGGUGAUCAACUUGAAUAUUACGAGCUCGUUGGGAAAUAUUCCCUACUUGAACGAAAUGAACAUUACACCCCAUACCUUAUCCAAUCUUCAAAUGAUUUUACAAGGGAGUGUUCAAGCACGUGUUGGAGAAGGACCUAAAAAAGUUGUUGAGGCCUUCCUUAAUAAGGAAUAUCGAGAAUUUUGGAAAAAGCAUCACAACACCACAAGUAAUGAUCUUGUUGAACGAUUGAACGAGAGAUGUUUCCGAUUUUUGCUGUUAUGUGAACGAGGUGUCAAACUUCAUUCUCUCAUGAUUCAUUCACAAGCUCCAACAGCUGCUAGCACCAACAAGGAUCGAGUGUUACAUGCCGAGUUGGAAAAGGGUUAUCAUGAAGUGAAAUCGUUAUUUGAGAAUUAUCUCGUUGUGCCACGAGUGAGAACAUUGAUUUCGUCAAAUUCUUCCUCUGGUGCUAUUUCACCUCCAGAGCGUGUGACUAAUUUGAAAAAUAAGGACAACUCGAAUGCCGUUGUGGAAACCUAUUUUGAUGUGAGUUUGCAAGAUGCACUGAAUUAUCCUGAACUGUUCUACAAGCAUAAUCACGUGCCAUAUUCUCUGAUUCAAACGGUGAUGGGUAAAAUUGGAAGUACUAAUAGUGGACUUGGAACGAACAAUGAUAAUAGCAAUAUGGGACAGCAACAUGGUCAACAUUCAAUUGCUGAAUCACCAAGGAACAACACAUCGUCACAGCACUCAUCAUUGUUAUUAAGUGAAAAGGAUUUGAGCAGUGGAAUGUCAAAACUUUCGGUGCAUCAUAAUCCGAGAUUAUCCAUUCCUUCCACAAAAAUGAAAGAAUAUCUAGAGCAAUUGGGAAGUAUUGAUUUUGAUCAGAGUAAGAUGGUGAACGAAGUGCUUUCUCGUUCUUCCGUUGACCAUUCGAAUUAUUUAUUGUAG